UGUCUGUUUGAGAUGACGUCAAAACCUGACGUGACCCUAAGCACGCUUUUUGGAUUUUCACCAUCAUGCGAGUUUGUAAAACACCGGAACUGUGGUUAUGAAGCACUGCCACAGGGGGAUAAAGUGUAGCUGUAAUACUAACAUUCUGAAUACGGAAAGGACCUUGGGCGUUUCACUCGUCUCUGAAUGCAGAAGACGGUAGCGGUCCUGGGAGGGGGCGUGGGGGGUCUGACUGCCUGCUACCACCUCAGCAAAAGCCCCCAGGUUUCCCAGGUGGUGCUCCUGGAGGGCAGCGGGCGGGUCGGCGGCUGGCUCAGCUCCACGCGGCGGGCGGACGGGGCGGUGUUCGAGCACGGGCCCAGGGGCGUGCGCCACGUCGGACCCACCGGCCGGAACACCCUGAACAUGGUUGCUGAGCUGGGGCUGGAGGGCGAGCUGCUUCCCGUUUCGUACCGAAGCGUGGCGGCGAAGAACCGCUUCCUGUACGUGGGGGGGCGGCUGCACAGAAUGCCCACCGGCCUGGGCGGGGUGAUACGUACGAUCCCCCCCUUCUCCCGCCCGCUGGUCCUGAGCGCCCUGAAAGACCUGGUGACCCUGAGGGGCGCGGCGGAGGACGAGACGGUGCACGCGUUCGUGACGCGGCGCCUCGGCGCGGAGCUGGCGGAUUUGGCGGUGGACUGCCUGUGCCGAGGCGUGUUCGCGGGGGACUGCCGCGUGCUGAGCGUGCGCUCCUGCUUCCCCCCGCUCUUCAGCCUGGAGAGGGAGAGGGGCUCCAUCUUCCUGGGCAUGCUGCUCGGAGCACGCAGCGGUGCGGAGGCCCCGCCCUCUGCGCUGGUCCGGCGGUCUCAGGAGGAGCGCUGGGCGCAGUGGUCCCUGCGCAGGGGCAUGCAGACGCUGCCCGAGGCGCUGGAGGACCGGCUGAGGAGCAGCGGGCGUGUCCACGUCCACAAACACGCCGCCGUCACGCGGCUGGAGACCCAGGGCAGCGGCUGGGAGAUCAAGCUGCAGGACGGCUCGGUGAAAGCAGAUCACAUCAUUUCAGCCCUCCCUGCUCAAGCACUGGCCUCAGUGCUGCCCCCUGCUGCCCAGUGCCUCUCAGAGCAGCUACGCCAGAUCUCCAUGGUGACUGUUGCUGUGGUCAACCUGGAGUACGAGGGUUCAGUCCUUCCUGUCCCGGGUUUCGGUCACCUAAUCCCCUCGUCUGAAGACAGAGGUGUGCUGGGUGUGGUGUACGACUCUGUGGCCUUCCCCGAGCACAACCGCCCUGGAGACCCUACGACCAGACUCACGGUGAUGAUGGGAGGGGCGUGGUUCCAGGAGGCGUACGGAAACGUAGGGGACGUGACGGAGAAGUUCUUCCUGGGCCAAGCGACCCGGGCGGUGCGCUCUCAUCUGGGGGUGAGCGCCCAGCCAAUCUGGAGCUCGGUGGCCAUCCUCAAGGACUGCAUUCCUCAGUAUCAUGUAGGACACUGGAAGAGACUUGAAAACAUCAGGCACUACAUCGGCCACCACAACCUGCCACUCACCCUGGCCGGGGCCUCCUACGGCGGCGUCUCGGUCAACGAUGUCAUCUUCAGUGGACGGAAGGCCGCGGAGAGCCUCGUCGGGGAGGUGUAGGGGGCCUGCCGGGUCAGCCCAGGAAUGAGCCGUCCCCUCGAGUUCCCCGCGUGCCUCCUCUGAUGCGCGAGCAGAAGCGUCCGGUCUCACCCGGGAGGUACCACGGAGGGCGCUGGCUGUGCUCUCCUAUCGUUAACAUCGACCUUGACAGCUCAACAGCUCAUCAAAGACCUUUAUUUAACUGCGGUGGGUAUUUUAGUGCCGGGUUGCAAUAAUACUAGUAGCAAUCAUAGCAAUCAUUUAUCACAUUUAUAUCGCGCUUUUCUUCAUCUGGAAGUUCAGUGACAGAGUGAACUCGCCCAGCAGCCAGCUGCACUGGACCAGUCCAGCCCAGUCCAGCCCAGUCCAGCCCAGCCCAGCCCAUUAGAGUCUUACUCUGCACAGGCCGCUUGUGAAAACCCAAACCUUCGUCUCAUCACUGCCCGUCCCGAGUAAAAGCUAUGUUCACAGCCAUUGUUUUAAAGGUUUUAUUUGUGAUUUGUCUUCAUACCCCCCCCCCCAAUGAUGUUAAUGGGGGUGCACGGUAAACGUAAAUUCUAAUAGUUGCCACAAGAGCUGCUUAUAUUAAUGCUGUGUGGUAAAACCCUAACGUCAAGAUUUUUUUUCUCAAAUCGUGGCGCUGCUUCUGAUUAUGAACGCGUUUUUGUUUUGCGAUGCUGCCGGCGAGUGCUUGUUACUGAUGGAACCCCCCCCCCCCCCCUACUCACCGCCCCCCACCCCCCACCCACCCCCCGCUUGAGAAACAGCGGUGGGAGAUUCCAGAGGUGGGCUCGGGAUGAUCAUGUUAAAUGUGUCAGGGUCGUUUUUCUCUGCCUUUGAAGAAGGGAGGGACGCUGCCCCACCCACUCCCCACUGUGAGCUGUUCUGAGGCAGUAUGGAUACCACUGGAUACCCAUUCACUGUCUUCCACAGGCCUGGAGAUAUGAUUACAUUACAUUACAGGCAUUUAGCCAGACGCUCUUAUCCAGAGCGACUUACACAACUUCUUACACAGCAUUUACUUUGCAUCCAUUUAUACAGCUGGAUAUGCACUGAAGCAAUUCAGGUUGAGUACCUUGCUCGAGGGUACAACGGCAGUGUCCCACCCGGGAAUCGAACCUGCGACCCUUUAGGUUACAAGCCCAGUUCCAGAAGGCCGUAAAAUGGCAGUUUGACCAAUCAGAUCAUCUUGUGUCCGUUCUGUUACUCCUGCACCCUCCUGGUCUAGAUCACUGCUCACGACACAGUCUCGACAAAUCAGUGAUCGUGCGAAUGUUGGUUCAUUUUUAAAUGGAAUCCGCUUUGAAUUUAACUUGAAAAUUAAGAAAAUUGUAAUUGUAAUCUUGAUCGGAAUAGAUUAUAUUGAUAAAAUAUAUCUGAAUAAUUGUUGUAAUUUAAAAUGUAAAAUGCUUUAUUUUUGAACUGUUUGACAACAAUGAAUAAAAUGUUUAAUUUUA
Anguilla rostrata (American eel) is the source of this 3053-nucleotide messenger RNA. It is a transcript of the gene ppox, whose product is annotated as protoporphyrinogen oxidase. Gene Ontology annotation, molecular function: protoporphyrinogen oxidase activity, oxygen as acceptor. The coding region runs from base 187 to 1617 and encodes 476 amino acids. The transcript is spliced from 13 exons. The record is from RefSeq and is a predicted model, not a curated record. Gene Ontology annotation, biological process: porphyrin-containing compound biosynthetic process. Lineage: Eukaryota; Metazoa; Chordata; Actinopteri; Anguilliformes; Anguillidae.